AUGCGGUUCUUCCUCGUCCCCAUCUCGACAAAACGAGCCUUUAUAUACUGUCGUCCUCCAAAAACAGUAAAUACCGGAUACGUCGAUCGUGCAACGAACAAAGCUGCUGAGAUAUGGGCAAAUUGGGAAAAAUCUGAGAAAGGCUGGAAGAAGCAACUCGUCAACUACGGACAUGUCAUCUUGCAAAGAAUACCCUACGAGGAAUGGGGUUUGAAAAGUAUACCUCCGCUCAAUGCCAGUCGCGAAAUCCAGGAAGCGCAGCAAAAACAGAAAAUGGAUGUGAUGUAUCCCAAGAAUGCGAUCAAGAGUGAAGAUGUGUUUGGUAUUUUGAGGAAAUUGGGCACAGAGCGUCAGGAAUUACAUCGGAGAAGGAUGUGGUGGUGUAUAGGGAUUGCGCCUUUAACUGCACCCAUUGCGAUCAUUCCUCUAGUACCGAAUAUUCCCUUCUUCUAUCUUGUAUAUCGAGCCUGGUCGCAUUGGCGUGCCUGGAGUGGUUCAAAGCAUCUCAUCCACCUCCUUGAUCUCAACUUGAUCAACCCUCAUGCAUUCCCUGAACUCGAAAAUUUCUACGCAACUCGACUUUCAAAAAAUGGAGUUCCAGCAUACCAGGAGAAAGACAAUAUUAAUAACUCGAAUGAACAUACCAAUAAAGAUGCCGAGACAAAUACUUCAACCUCUAAAGCUGACGCGCCUACCGAUGAACGACUACUUUUGGAGAUGAAAGAUGGCAAAGAACUGGGCGAGAUUCUAGAAACUCCAGCCAUAGCAAUCGAAGUGGAGCGCGCAGUUCUGCAGGUAGGGCAGAAGUUGAAGCUCGAAGAAGAGAAAAGGAAAGAAAAGAAAAGUCAUUAG
This is a messenger RNA of Talaromyces stipitatus ATCC 10500, 852 nucleotides long. RefSeq lists its product as uncharacterized. The transcript is spliced from 3 exons. Gene Ontology annotation, biological process: potassium ion transport; proton transmembrane transport. The record is from RefSeq and is a predicted model, not a curated record. Bases 1 to 852 code for a protein of 283 amino acids. Gene Ontology annotation, cellular component: mitochondrial inner membrane. NCBI's taxonomy places the organism in Eukaryota, Fungi, Ascomycota, Eurotiomycetes, Eurotiales, Trichocomaceae.